CGGAACCCAGAUUGUGAAUUGCUGAUGAUCGGAACCUAGGUUGACAAGAUAUUUCAACGAGUGCAUAUUUACGUUUGAGCAUUGUGUUUUCCUUUUUCUUUCUCCUCGUUGGAUAAAAGACCUACGAUCUGAUGUGAACUCAACAGCGGCUAUUACGAGUGGCGCGAUUCUCAAUUUCUAUGGCGGUGCUUACGCUUAGAAUUCGUGUUCGCAGUUUCCGGAACAGCCAAGAAUGGCGCGACAAUCUUCCCGUUUCCGAGAACGUGUAGGACCAGACAUGCCUCCUGUCAUGCAGCAGGGUAAAGGAUCGAAGCGAAAAGGAAAAUUCAAAAGAUCAGAUGGCAGUUUCUCGGAUAGUUCCAACAGCUUUAUUAGACAGGGUUCCGCGGACUCCAACUACAGUCAGCCGUCGUCGGACUUGUCUCUAGACGAGGAACAUGAAGCUCUGCGGCGAGAAACUGAGCGCCAGGCCGUGCUGCAGCUAGAGAAGGCCAAAACGAAGCCGGUAGCAUUUGCUGUGAGGACGAACGUUUCGUACGAUGGCUCACUUGAUGACGACUCCCCAGUUCACGGGUUCGCGGUGUCUUUCGGGGUCAAGGAUUUCUUACAUAUAAAAGAGAAAUUUAACAAUAACUGGUGGAUCGGCAGACUUGUGAAGGAGGGCUGUGAUGUGCGCUUUAUUCCGAGUCCUGCUAAACUAGAGCACCUGCGAGUUCAGUCUGGAAGUGGGGGGCGCUCAGGGAAACUUUAUACUAGUAAAACCAAUUCUUCCUCUAACAUAGAUAACCUCCUUGCUAACUCAAAGUCAUCAAAUUCUCGAGGUUCUACACCUCCAACACCAGGUGUUGAGGGUGAUCAGAACGGUAUCGACAGUAACAUGGGAGAGGAUAGCGAUAGUUUAGGCAACUCGAAAACCAGCAAAGCGAGUAUAACACCACCUACCAAGGAAAAGAGGAAACCAUUCUUUAAAAAGUCUGAAUCGAUACCUCCUUACGAAGUUGUGCCUUCCAUGCGGCCCGUGGUGCUGAUUGGUCCCAGUUUGAAAGGUUACGAGGUCACAGACAUGAUGCAGAAAGCGUUGUUUGACUAUCUGAAACACAAGUUUGAAGGAAGAAUUAUUAUCACACGGGUGACUGCUGACAUAUCGCUGGCUAAACGCUCUUUGUUGAACAAUCCAAGCAAGCGAGCCAUCAUGGAACGGGCCAAUAGUCGUGCGGCUGGGCUUGCUGAAGUCCAGGCUGAGAUUGAGAGAAUCUUCGAGCUGGCGCGGGCAUUACAGUUAGUGGUGCUGGACUGUGACACAAUAAACCACCCCUCUCAACUGGCCAAGACCUCCCUAGCUCCCAUUGUAGUGUAUGUUAAAAUAUCCUCCCCUAAGGUUUUACAAAGGUUAAUCAAAUCUCGGGGGAAAUCUCAGAGUAGAAAUAUGAACGUUCAACUUGUCGCUGCUGAUAAACUAGCUCAGUGUUGUCCGGACAUGUUUGAUGUGAUAUUGGACGAGAACCAGCUGGAUGACGCUUGUGAUCACCUCGCCGAGUUCCUGGAGGCGUACUGGCGUGCCACCCACCCCCCCAACGUCACCCCCCAGUCCCCGUCACACACCCAGCACCAUAGGACUAUGCCCUCACCGAACCCGUUGUCCCGCCACAACACGAUCGCUCACAGUCGGUCGGGCAGUUUGGAGCGGGUGACGCGGCGACGCGAUGAAUCGCCUGAGCGACGCGAUGACUAUGAUCACGAUCGGCCAGAUCACGAUUCAAGCCGGCGGGACCCACGUGCUUUCGAUCGGGAACGUGACUUCCAGACGAGUCAGGACUACGAGCACCACGAGAAGGACUUCGAUAGGGGCCGGAGCCACGAGUACGAGGCGCACAGAAAGAACAAAGACAGUGAGCGUUACAUAGACUCAAGGGUCCGCCACCAUAGUGCCGAGAAAAAAUAUCCACCUAUCAGACAGGGGAGCAUCGAUAUCUAGCUAAGACUUAGUUAGCACCUUCAGGCCCAGUUUCCACACGGUCGGACAGAAAUAUUCACCUAUCGGACAGGGGAGCAUCGAUAUCUAGCUAAGACUUAGUUAGCACCUUCAGGCCCAGUUUCCACACGGUCGGACAGAAAUAUUCACCUAUCGGACAGGGGAGCAUCGAUAUCUAGCUAAGAUUUAGUUAGCACCUUCAGGCCCAGUUUCCGCACGGUCGGACAAAAAUAUUCACCUAUCGGACAGGGGAGCAUCGAUAUCUAGCUAAGAUUUAGUUAGCACUUUCAGGCCCAGUUUACGCACGGUCGGACAAAAAUAUUCACCUAUCGGACAGGGGAGCAUCGACAUCUAGCUAAGAUUUAGUUAGCACCUUCAGGCCCAGUUUCCGCACGGUCGGACAAAAAUAUUCACCUAUCGGACAGGGGAGCAUCGAUAUCUAGCUAAGACUUAGUUAGCACCUUCAGGCCCAGUUUCCGCACGGUCGGACAGAAAUAUUCACCUAUCGGACAGGGGAGCAUCGAUAUCUAGCUAAGAUUUAGUUAGCACCUUCAGGCCCAGUUUCCGCACGGUCGGACAAAAAUAUUCACCUAUCGGACAGGGGAGCAUCGAUAUCUAGCUAAGACUUAGUUAGCACCUUCAGGCCCAGUUUCCGCACGGUCGGACCGUAAUAAUAAAGUUUGUUAUACAGUGAAAAACCAGAAUUUCCUCAAAACCAGAACUCUUGUAAAUCAGUUUCCUCAAAACCAGAACUCUUUGUAACUCAAAGUUGCCUCAAAACCAGAACUCUUUAAAUCAGUUUCCUCAAAACCAGAACUCUUGUGAAUCAGAAUUUCCUCAAAACCAGAACUCUUUAAAUCAGUUUCCUCAAAACCAGAACUCUUUGUAACUCAAAGUUGCCUCAAAACCAGAACUCUUUAAAUCAGUUUCCUCAAAACCAGAACUCUUUGUGACUCAAAGUUGCCUCAAAACCAGAACUCUUUUUAAAUCAGUUUCCUCAAAACCAGAACUCUUGUGAAUCAGAAUUUCCUCAAAACCAGAACUCUUUUUAAAUCAGUUUCCUCAAAACCAGAACUCUUAUGAAUCAGAAUUUCCUCAAAACCAGAUUUUUUCUAGAUUUCUUUUUAAAUAUCAGUAAUAUCAUAGCCUGUCUAAACCUGAUAGCGCUUAAACCAGACUUACUUGCUGCCGUGAGUGUUUGGUUUAGAGGAGUUUCACUCUAUAUAUACGACCGGCCUCGGUGGCGUCGUGGUUAGGCCAUCGGUCUACAGGCUGGUAGGUACUGGGUUCGGAUCCCAGUCAAGGCAUGCGAUUUUUAAUC
Molecule: messenger RNA, 3293 nt
Organism: Gigantopelta aegis
Lineage: Eukaryota; Metazoa; Mollusca; Gastropoda; Neomphalida; Peltospiridae
Product: voltage-dependent L-type calcium channel subunit beta-1-like
Exons: 12
Coding region: 233-1975 (580 amino acids)
Biological process (GO): neuromuscular junction development; calcium ion transmembrane transport; regulation of voltage-gated calcium channel activity
Cellular component (GO): voltage-gated calcium channel complex
Molecular function (GO): protein binding; high voltage-gated calcium channel activity
Source: RefSeq, a predicted model, not a curated record